UGCUCGCACGACCGCGCCGUCGGCAGGCCAGGAGUGGCGCGCUGCCGCCAGUCGACGCUGGGAGGCGCCCCUGCCUCUCCAUCGUCGGCUGACGCCACUGGACGCGGCGGCCGCCAACGGCUGGUGGCUGACCCAGGCUCAGCCGCCCUGGAGCUGGACCAAGAGGACCAGCGGCACCAGCAGCUGGACGGCGUGACCCUGCUGCCCGAGGUGACCCUGCUGCCCGGAGACGCUGCGUGACCCGAGGUGACCUCGCUGACAGAGGUGACUCUGCCGCCGCCGCUGAGCCGGUCCGUCACGAUGACGCUCGGUGAGGCCUGCCCCUGACCGGGCGGCGCGUCCCUGCACCGAGCGGCAGCUGACGCAGCGGGAUGGGGCCGCUGCUGCAGCUGUGGCUGGCGGCGCUCCUCUGCGUCGCCGUCGCCGGCUUCCCCUGCCCCAGCGGCUGCGUCUGCCCGUCAGAGAUACAGGUGCUCUGCACGAACGCCGGGCUGACGUCACCACCACGGCACCUAUCGCCCUACGUGCAGCACCUCUCACUGGCCGGCAACCGCAUCCGCCGCAUCGGCAUCAGCGCCUUCCAGCGACUGCGGCGGCUGCGCACACUGGUGCUGGACGACAACGAGAUCGGACGGAUCGCGCCGUUCGCCUUCCUCGGGCUACGCGACCUGGAGCGCCUCUCCAUCCAGCGCAACCCGCUGGGCGAGCUGGGCCGGUUCGCGCUAGCCGGCCUGCACAACGUCACGUACCUGUACCUGAGCCCCGGCGGCGUGCGCCGCGUGCGGCCGUUUGCUUUCGCCGGCACGGCCGACGUCAAGCUGCUCCUGCUGAGCGGUAACCCGGCCGCCGAGCUGGAGCCGGACGGCUUCUCGGGCCUGCGCCGCGUGGACCACCUGCUCCUGGAGGAUAGCGACCUGGGCACGCUGGAGCGCGGCUGGCUGGCCGGCCUGCGCCAGGUCGGCCGCCUCAGCCUGCGCGCCAACACCAUCCACGAGCUGGCGGCGCUGAACGUGACGAGCGAGGUGCGCCGACUCGACUUUCACGGCAACCGCGUGCUCAGCGUGCCGGCCGGUGCCGAGCUGGCGCUGGCGCCGACCGUGGAGGCGUCCAUAGAGGGCAACCUGUUCCCGUGCACGUGCCAGGUGCACAGGGUGCUCGCUGCUCUGAGCAGGUCGAACUACAGUGAAGUGCGCUUCAUGCAGGACAACUUCUGUUUGACUCCGCCCAGUCUGCACAAGCGACGCAUCAGUGAGGCGAAUGUGACGCAGAUCGCGCCGUGUCCGGACCGGGACAGAGCCGAGGAGGAGGAGCGGCGGAAGAGUGAGGAGGUGCGGCUGCCCUCCAGCGUCGGCCGACUGUUCUCAGCCCCGCUGCCGGCCGCCCUGCUAGCCGUCACUGUUGUGCGGCUGCGGUAUCUGUGA
This is a messenger RNA of Pollicipes pollicipes, 1421 nucleotides long. Its product is annotated as slit homolog 1 protein. Gene Ontology annotation, biological process: axonogenesis; positive regulation of synapse assembly. Lineage: Eukaryota; Metazoa; Arthropoda; Thecostraca; Pollicipedomorpha; Pollicipedidae. The transcript has 3 exons. Gene Ontology annotation, molecular function: protein binding. The record is from RefSeq and is a predicted model, not a curated record. Bases 372 to 1421 code for a protein of 349 amino acids.